AUGUCUGGACACACAGGUCAUAUCUACUCUCUCCACACAUGGGGUGUAGGCUACAUGUUUGUCAGUGGUUCACAGGAUAAAACAGCUCGGUUCUGGGACCUCAGAAUGUCCUCUCCCAUCAGUAUAGUUCAGUCUCCUAGCCCAGGGAGUGCAUUUGCCUCUGUCUGUGUGGAGGGUACAGGGCGUCUCAUGGCAUCAGGACACGAGGACUCCACAGUAAUGAUGUAUGAUGUGCGAGGUGCUAGGAUGGUGCAGACAUUUAAACCUCAUGUGGGAGAGGUGCGAACUGCAAGGUUUGAUCACAUGAAUGCUUACUACCUCCUGACAGGCUCCUAUGACCAGAAGAUUAUGUUGACAGAUCUGAGAGGUGAUCUCCUGCAGCCGCUCCCCUCUGUGGCUGUGGCAGAACACAAGGACAAGGUGAUACAGUGCAGAUGGCAUCCAUCACAGCUAGCAUUUGUCAGCACCAGUGCAGACAGGAAUGUCACUUGCUGGGCACUACCAGUCAUUUAAUGUGUGCACUCAUUGGAUAUAACCUUAUAUGCUAUAAUGGACUACUGAGUAUUUGCACUUCUAAAUUAAAUAUAUCAUAUGUGUCUAGGUACAAAAAAAUCUAAGGUCACAAUACUUACCUUCAUAUGGUAAUUUAUAUUUCUUUUACAAAUUAGAUUGUAAAGAAAGUAACUUUCUGGUGUAAAAAAGGUCACUUAACUUCAAAAAAUAAUAAUAAUAAUGAAAAAUGUCUUUGAACUAAAGGUGUGUUAGUGAUAAUUAUAUACUGACCACUCAAAUCAAGACUCAUGGCUGUACAUGUUGUCAUACAAAACUAGAUUGUCAAGAUUUUAGCUAUAUGGGUAAAAUCUCAAGUGGAGAGAAUUUCCCCUCAUAACUAACAUUUGAAUUACACUGAAAACAAGUUGGAUUGCUUCUACGUACUGUUGUGCAAAAUAUUAUUCAGAAUUUAUUAAUUCUCUACCUUGAUGCUGCUCUUCCAAGCCUUGUAACUGAGGUGCAGUGCAUGCUUCCUAAGCAGUUUUACAUCAAAAGAAAAACUCUGUGUUAAUUAGUGCAUGUUCAUCACCCUCAGUGGUCAAAGUAGACCCAUUGUUUAUUCAGAUUCAGCCGGCAAAGAUCACUUGUUUACAUAAAUGCUUUUUGCAGUCAGACAUACACUCUUUGUCUAUUUUUAAAAGAUGCCUCCAUUAGAUUUUCAUUGGUUGUUCAGAAACACGAAUUAUGUCUUUUUUCAUAAAUUAUGGGAAGCCGAAACCCAUCAGAGAAAGAUCAAUUCUACCUUUGGUUUUUUGACUUUCAGCUUUUUUCAUAGCCAUUAAUGGAUCUUGAUUAUGAUAUAUGUGAUUAGGGAUGACAACUUGCUUGAUUUAUUUAAGAUUAUUUAGAUUGUGUCAGAGUGUAAGAUGCAAGUCACCACCAUUUUUUAUUUAUAAAUGCUCAUGAUGUGCACAACUGAGCAAAAAAAGUCAUCAUUUUGGUACAGAUAUAGUUCAAGGUUGUUUUACACUAAGUACAAAGAGGUUAACACAUUAGCUAAUGACUAUCUUGGGUUGAGACAUUUCAUCAGAGUAGAUGUCAUUAGAGAAAAUGUAAUGGACCUAGAUGUUAAUGGACUGGUAUGGAACUGUCAUAAAACCAUAUAUAUAUAUAUAUAUAUAUGUUUAGGCAGUAGUUGGCAAACUGAGUUAGACAGUCUAUGCUUCUCUCAACUGCUCAUGUAUGUUGUAGUGGGAUCUGAUUGCUACUGGCAGUGCAGGUGACUGCAAGAUCUAUGUUACCGAUUGUGAAACUGGGACACCCAUACGUGUUAUGUCAGAAAUUACAGAGGUUUAUGGAUGUUUGAGACAUUGCUGAGUUCCAGCCAACUUCUUCAUUUUUAAAAUUCCGUGCAUGCCUGCUUUUCAUGUCUGAACAUCAGCACCGCACUUCAAAUGUAUGUUAGAUGGCUGUUUGAACUGUCCCAUAUGUCUAUGUAUGGUACCAUAAAAAUGAGCAUUUGUGAUUGGUGUGGCAACACUCUGUGAGACUUGCUGGUGCAUGCCACAAUCCCAGUGAGGAGGCUGGCCAGUGUUUGACCUGGUGCUCUUGUACCACUUCAAGAGUUUAGCUUAAAUAUUUUUUUCAAAAUUGUCCUAAACCACAACUGUUUUAUCUGGGGUGGAUUUAGGCCAUCUUCUGGGUCUUCCAGGAGACGGUCAGAUUUUCAAGUUUACGUU
Messenger RNA from Lingula anatina, 2231 nucleotides. Its product is annotated as WD repeat-containing protein 47. The record is from RefSeq and is a predicted model, not a curated record. Gene Ontology annotation, molecular function: protein binding. Lineage: Eukaryota; Metazoa; Brachiopoda; Lingulata; Lingulida; Lingulidae.